Molecule: messenger RNA, 1965 nt
Organism: Lachancea mirantina
Lineage: Eukaryota; Fungi; Ascomycota; Saccharomycetes; Saccharomycetales; Saccharomycetaceae
Source: the annotation of a GenBank genome assembly
AUGCGUAUUAACGGUGAUGGUCCUUCGGUCGACCCGGUACCUUAUUUCAGUGGGGUGAACGAUACACUAGUACAUGAGGGCUUUUUUUUGGCACCAUUAGUCAAUGUUCCGUACAGGGUUGUCAAGUCUCUGUGUUCUGCUGUCGAGUCGCAGUAUCUCAUGAGGAAUGACUCUGACGCGGCACUCAGAAGCGAGGGUGUUGGUUUUACGCUAGUUGAUGCUACGGGCUACUUUUUUAGUGAUUAUGCUCUGAGCUGCUUUGCAACGGCAAUGGUUCUUAACAGGAUCGUUGCAAUGUCGUCGUUGCGGUCGCGUUCGACACGAGUACGUUUGACCCGCUGGUUCAAAAUUUUUGGUCAUUCUACCGUAAUUGUUCUCCUCGCGUAUUGCCUUUCCCUGACUCUCGCGCUCUCGCAGUAUAGUUCUGCCAACGUUGCAAAAGAGGUCGUUGAAAGCUGUUUUUUGAAGAUUUACACCGCGAUCUGUCUUUCGCAUGCCAUCGAGACCUUUUUCACUACCACGACGAACUCAAAACCGCUGGAAGAGUUCGACUACCCGAUUUUUGAGCUUUCUUUGGGAUUUUAUGAUUUGAGCAGGAAAAAUCCCCGAAAAGAAGAGUUCAUCGCGGACUGCAUUAUGGCGCUCACGGGAAGGCUGAUCAUCCAUUUUGUCGAGCUCACGAACAGGAGAAGGUAUCGUCUCAUACUGUCAACGAUCGUCAACGUGCCUCAUCUCUCGUACCUCAUGUACAACUUCGUGGUCAAUGGGAUGGAUUUUUUCCCUCUCACAUGCCGCUACCGGCAUUUCCCCAAGCUGCUCUUAACGUUUUGCAUUUUGGUGUCUCUGGUGUGUUAUGUGUUUGCAUGUAUUGCAAGAAUUGACGUGACGGCGUUGUCGGAGUCUAGACAAGCAAUAUCAGAGUUGCAGUACCAUUCUUUUUUAACCAACUGGUUCGCGAACUUGAAUUGUACCGGCGAAGAAGAAUUCACAAGCACUCUCAUCAAAUUUGCCAUGAUGCUGUGCAACCCAGAUCAAGCCAAAAAAUACGGCGUGCACAGAGAGUUGUCCGACUUACAGGCCCCCCGAGAUAUUCAUCCUUCGCUACUCUUAGCGGGCUAUUCAAAUAAGUUCGACACCAUACCUGGCGACUUUGAAGAUGAUAAGGGACCCGCUACGGAGCAAUCAGUGCUUUCCAAACGUUUCAAUCUUUACAAAGAAGCGUUCAGGGCUAUGUUCAUGAGAGCGAGAGACAUCCUCAGAAAGCAACCUCAAAAUAAGGUAGAAACCCAUAGGAAGUCCAAGGCGAGGGGAAAUUUCAACGAUUAUAUCACGGAAAGGAAUUAUGCAAGGUUUUUAACAAAAGACCCUGAGACUGCUAAAGAUAGCUCGAAGUAUCUUUUGCCUGAGGACGACUAUUCAGAAGAUUACGCCCUGUCGGAAGCCGAAAGCCUUGAUGGGAGCUACACUAGUGAAAACGAUGAAAGUGACGAUCCCGAUGAGGAAGAAGACGUUGUCGGAGUAGAAUUGAGCCGAAAUUCUGGUGGUGCACUUGCGAUACUGUCAGAUCUCAUGAGGCCCACGGAUCACUCUCAGCUGCAUGCACAACCAGCCGAUGCCGACUGGUUCUACUCAUUGUGGCAUCUUCUUAGGGUACAACUUCUGGAGGACAGGCGCUUGACCCGGUCACAGUAUUCCGACCUGAACGAGCCAGAAAUUUUACGUGAAACAAUGAUCAAACGUGUACUAGACUCCAGCUCAAUCUCCGACGAAGACAAGGACGGAAUACCAGACGCAGCGCUAGUCUGUGUCGUUUGCAAGACAAAUCCAAGAAGUAUCGUUUUAUGGCCCUGCAAGUGUUUCUCGUUGUGUGAAGAAUGCCGAGUGUCGCUCGCUUUGCGCGGUUUUAAGAAUUGUAUAUGUUGCAGAUCCAAAGUUCACGGCUACAGUAAGAUAAACGCCGUUUGA